This is a messenger RNA of Tetrahymena thermophila SB210, 1806 nucleotides long. RefSeq names its product ABC-2 family transporter protein. Gene Ontology annotation, cellular component: membrane. Gene Ontology annotation, molecular function: ATP binding; ATP hydrolysis activity; ABC-type transporter activity. The transcript has 3 exons. NCBI's taxonomy places the organism in Eukaryota, Ciliophora, Oligohymenophorea, Hymenostomatida, Tetrahymenidae. The record is from RefSeq and is a predicted model, not a curated record.
AUGUCCUAAAUCAAUAAAAAAUUAAGUCCUAUCAUAGCUCCUCAAAAUUAGCUACCUAUUGCUACCAAAGUUAAUAUCACUUUCAAAGAUAUUAAAUACACAGUAAAAACAUCAAAAGGUCCUAAAUAGCUCCUUAAAGGAGUCUCGGGAAUAUGCAAGAGUGGAAAAAUAAAUGCAAUAUUAGGUUCUUCUGGAGCUGGAAAAACCACUUUGCUAAAUGUCUUAUGCUAAAGAGCAGUUAAUGCUAAAAAUCAAACACUUGAAGGAGAAAUAUUGGCUAACUCUUAGCCCUAUGAUAGUGAUAAAUUUUCUACAUUCGCAGCAUAUGUAAUGUAAGAUGAUAUACUCCUCGAAACCAUGACAGUAAAAGAGUGCUUUCAAUUUGCAGCUAAUCUAAAGACAAAAGGUACUGCUGAAGAGAAAAACUAAAAAGUUGAUGAAAUGAUUAGGGAGUUGAGACUGGAAAAAUGUCAAAAUACGUUUAUUGGAGGUUUGUUUGUGAAAGGUAUUUCCGGAGGAGAAAAAAAAAGAACUUCUAUAGGUUAUGAAUUGAUAAGCAAUCCCUCAUGUAUCUUCUUAGAUGAGCCCACUUCAGGAUUAGACAGUUUUACUGCUUACAGCAUAAUUCAUUUACUUUCUAAUUAUGCUCAUAACAAUGAUAAAACUGUAACAUUCACUAUUCAUUAACCCUCUACUGAUAUUUGGAAUUUGUUUGACCAUAUAAUACUCAUGGUAGAUGGAUAAUUUAUUUAUUAAGGUGAUGGAAAAUAAAAUAUUAUAAACCAUUUCUCCAGUAUUGGUUUUAGUUGCCCUAUUAAAUCCAACCCUUCAGAUUAUUUGAUGUCAAUAAUGCAUGGUGGAAGUGAAGUUAAUGUUAAAAACUAUGAAAAGUAUUUCUAAGGCUAUAAGAAUAAAUUAGAGCAGUAAGCAAUAAAAGAAAUAAAAAAUACUUCUGUUGAAAUUCUACCACAUAAUAGUGUCUAAAAUAGUAUUCUUUAUUAGAUAAAGGUGUUAGCGGAAAGAUAAUUUAAGAUUAUAAAAAGAAAUCCCAUUCUAUCGAGAGCAAGAUUGGCAUAAGCUAUAAUUACUGCUUUGUUUAUUGGAUUAGUUUUUUUAAGAAUGCCAGGUCCUAACGAUAAUCUAUCUCAAAGAGAUGUUUAAGAUAGAAAUGGUGUUUUGUUUUUAUGCAUAAUUUUAAGUUUUAUGCUGUAGCUUAAUCCAAGUAUAUUGACAUUUCCUUCUUAAAGAAAUGUAUUUUUAAGAGAAGAAAAUUAAAAGCUUUAUACAGUUUUUACUUAUUUUUUGGGUAGAAUUAUCGUAGAUAUCAUUCCUGCAAUAAUAUUUCCAAUAAUAAGUUCUUUGAUUUUAUAUUGGAUGGUUGGCUUCAAUGACGAAGAAGCUCUCAGAGUAUUGACAUUUAUUUUUGUAAUGGUACUUAUGAGUUUAGCAGGUCUUGCAUUUGGUUAUCUUGGUGGCUCAGCAUUUAGUGAUGCUAAAGUAGCAACUUCUUUAGCUCCUCUUGUUUUAAUGCCUUUUAUGCUAUUUGCAGGAUUAUAUAAAAAUGCUUCAGAUUAUGCCUCAUGGAUAGGUUGGAUUUAAUAUAUUUCUCCUAUAAAAUAUGGAUUUAUAGCAGUUGUUAGGAAUGAGUAUAAUUAUGAAGGCUAAGGCUACAUUUAAGAUCCAGUUAAACAGUUAAAUUUUACCAUGUCAACAUAAGACGCUAUCUAUUGCUUAGUUGGAAUAGUAGUUGUAGCUCUCAUAUUGUCUUUCAUAUUUUUAUUAAUUCUUAAAAAAAGGCUUUAAUGA